Dermacentor albipictus is the source of this 920-nucleotide messenger RNA. NCBI's taxonomy places the organism in Eukaryota, Metazoa, Arthropoda, Arachnida, Ixodida, Ixodidae. The record is from RefSeq and is a predicted model, not a curated record.
CGCAGCGUUCCUUGCAGCGUUGACAACAGAGGCCGUACAACGCCACUGCAUUUACUAGCUGGAGUACUUGGAGUCGCUCAAGAGAACGUCUUCAAGGGAGGCAGGCCAAGAACUAGAGACGCAGUACCUGGUGAUCGACUUCGACAAUUUUAGCAUACGCAACGUCUACAGCUGGCAGGUGGUCAAGGCAAUCACGGAUGUGCUGCAAAUGAUGGAGGACCACUUCCCCGAGUGCCUUGAAAAAUGCAUUGCCAUUAAUGCGCCUAGCUUCUUCCCCAUCCUGUGGAGACUGAUUCGGCCAUUCCUGACCCAGAGGACGGCGGACAAAGUGGAAGUCUUCGUGGACGGCUGGAAAGAGCUUUUGCUGAGCAUCAUAGACGCAGCAUCUCUUCCGGCCCACUGGGGCGGCGACAUGGUGGGACCAGGCAACGACCCGAGAUGCAGGCACAAGGUGAACUACGGCGGUCGCUUCGAGGAGGGCGUGGAACGAGGCGAAUCACUGUUCGGCGAAGCUGGCGUCGAGCAGCGUACCGUCAGUCGCCGCGACCGGUGGGAGCUGCAGGUGGGCGUCACCAAGCCGGGGUCGCGAAUCAGCUGGCGAUUCCAGGUGGCCGCCGGAGAUCUGGCGUUCGGGUUGCGCUUGCUCGCAGGAGAGCCCCUGCUGCCUUUGCGACGCGUGGAGACAUGCAGUCAUGCGCCACAGGAAGGAAGCUGGCUCUGCGAUUCGCCUGGGACAUAUGUGCUGGAGUUCGACAACACCCACAGCUGGUUCACGAGCAAGACUUUGGCUUACGAGGUGAACGUACAUAGCCCGGAGGACGCUCAUUGAUCACAAGUCGGCGCAUCGACGUGGUGGCUGACGAAUAGCGCUACCUUUUCUCAUUUUCUUCACGGCUGCUCCAUUUUUUUGGCAACUUUAC